Messenger RNA from Paramormyrops kingsleyae, 3180 nucleotides. It is a transcript of the gene b3galnt2, whose product is annotated as beta-1,3-N-acetylgalactosaminyltransferase 2. NCBI's taxonomy places the organism in Eukaryota, Metazoa, Chordata, Actinopteri, Osteoglossiformes, Mormyridae. Gene Ontology annotation, cellular component: Golgi membrane. The record is from RefSeq and is a predicted model, not a curated record. Gene Ontology annotation, biological process: protein O-linked glycosylation. Gene Ontology annotation, molecular function: hexosyltransferase activity; UDP-glycosyltransferase activity.
CGAGAGCGCGCCGCAGAAAGUAACCCCAGUGCGCCCCGUUCGCCGGCUGCAAUCCAGCAUCUGAUGAGAAAGAGGGAUUUAUUCACGAGGAGCGCGCAGACCCCGCGCGGUUGUCUUGGAGACCGACUUGUGUCCUUGCACAGCGCCACCGUGCAUUGUUCUGCGGGAAGCUUUCAUUCGCGUCCCUCGGCACAAAGUCGGGGGCCACUGCAGCCGCGCUAUGGCACCGUGCGGCUGAUGAUUACGUCAGUCUGACUAGAGCCGUCAAGGCGUCCCUGGCUUCUCCUCCGCGCUGCCACCGAGCCCCAUCAGUACGCUCCGCUCCAGAAAACUGUGGGAGGACCCGACUCCGAACCCCGGGCUCAGGGCCAUUUCUAAUGCUCAUCUGUCAGGACGCUACGCUGGCGUAAGCUCAUGUUUAAUGCUGCAAAAUGGAGAGUCUUAAUGUUUGUUUUCAUCAUCACACAUAAAUUUUAACCACCAGUAGGUUUUUAAUAAAAUAUGACUGCAUUACUUGAUAUAUAGCCCAUGUUUCAAAAUGUGAACUGCACUUUGAUUAAGGUGCCUGUUUAGAUGGGCUGUGGCUCAAGCAAUGACAAAUUUAAGUACGAAGUUUUAAUUAAUAAAAUCUUUAAAUGUCCCACCAUUACCCUGCAUUGAAAUAUUUUAGUGUUAUGUUUGUUUUCCCUGACGUGCAACUUUUCAAAUAGGAAAAACACUAGCCCUUUCUCUUAAUCUCAUACCUCGUUACUGUUUUGAUGAAUGCAAACAGACACUGAACACAACACAACUCACUGAUGUUAAAUGCUUUUCUUGUCUUUGAAUGUUUCUCUCAUUUGUACCGUUUGGGAAGACCAAGAACCAUGAUGAAUGGUCUGGUGUUGGCUUGGAACCCAACGGGUGUUCAUAAGUAAAUGAAAAUCAAGUAAUUUUAAUAAAAGACUAACAAAUUGAGAAAGAAUCUCCACUCGUCACCGUCAUCUCUCAAAAUUCUGUAAAUCAAUAUUCACUGCCGAUUGCAGAAAUUUGUCUGUUUGGGGAAAUUCUGACCCCUAGCGGAACUUCUGUAAACGACAAGUCGACUACGGUCAACACUUUGCAGUUUUUCGGGCAAAUCUGCAUAAAGUGACAGCUAUAGAGUCAUCAGCGUCGGCUCAUUUUUAACAUGUUACACCUGUUUAAUGUGCAAAAUCCGUGUGCUAUUUUAAAUGAAUGCUUGUAAAUGGGAACUGAUUAACAGGGACUAACGGGUUAACUGUUUUGUUGCAAGGUACCCGCAAGCCCCCCUCGCAGCCUCUCGAUUGACACCCUCCGAAAUACACUUGCGGAUCUAGGUGUCUCCGGUGCCGACUUCAAGCCCCAGGAAGCUUAGCGAAGCCGCUCCGCCGCUUCCAAUUGGCUGCGCGGUGGUCGGGAGGCUCGCGGCGCCCGCAGGAGGCGUACACGGGACGGGAGUCGGAGAGCAUCGCUUUCGGAAGCGCAGUUAUGCUUUUUGGAGGCGCUCUGCCGAGUGCCUCUUUGCAGACGGCCUGUCCAGCGCGGGGGACCCACCGCCAGGAGCCCGUCCAUGCGAAGUCUAGCAUUGCUGCUGUGUCCGUGUGCCGUCGCCGUUGCGCUGCAUCUCUGGCUGCUGGCGAACAGAGCCGCCUUCUUCUUGGAUUUGCAGGAUUCAGAUCAGCAGCUGCGGGCCCCUGAAGUUCUGGUCGGAGUUUUGUCGGCGCGUCACCACCAUGCGCUAAGAGCCGCGAUAAGGGACACCUGGCUGGGGUACCUCAGGGAACAUCCCCAGUUCCGACAGCGGGUGCAGGUGAAAUUCAUCGUCGGCAGACAUGGCUGCGCCAUACCCGAGGAGGACCUGGAGGACCCGUACUCGUGCAUCCUGCUGAACAUCACCGAACCCGCAGAUUCCCAGGAGCUGGAGGUCCUCACCGUGCAGCACGGCUCUGCUCUCGGUCCUUCCAACGUCUCCGUGCUCAGCUUGGACUUCAAGGUGCUGCACCCCCUGGUGGUCACACGCCUGGGCGUCUUCCCAGACGGCCCCGCUCAGGAGCUCCACGGCAACAUCACCGUCAAGCUUUUCCAGGUGGACCAGGAGGAACCCGUGGUGACAGCUCGCUUCAGUGCCAUCAGCACAGGCACCAAUGUGAACGGAGUGUGGUACAAGCCGGUGGAGCAAUUCAUCCUGCCACGGGGCUUCGAGGGCUCGCUGGUGUGGGAGAGCCUGGACUCCGCCAGUCUGACCACGGUGGACAUUUCCAGGGUGCAGCUCAACACCGGCGGGGGGGUGCUGAGGUUGUCUGCGGUGGCGGAGGGCACGCUGCCCCACAGGAGCGCCCGUGGUCUGCCGGGACUAGCUGGAGGAUUCACCUUCACCAUAUAUGAUGUGGAGGCUCUGUCAGAGAUGCUGCGGGGCCGUCCGACCCGCCGAGAGCGGCACGCGGCCAGGCUGGAGGAGGAGGGGGAGGAGCUGGAACGGGAGAGCCGUCGGCACGGUGACAUCGUCUUCGUCGACGUGGUGGACACCUACCGGAACGUUCCGUCUAAGCUGCUGCAGUUUUACAAGUGGUCAGUGAGAAGGGCUGACUUCAGCCUUUUCCUGAAGACGGAUGAUGAUUGCUAUAUCGACGUGGACGCCGUGCUAAUGAAGAUAGACCGAAAGCAACUGAAGCGGAACAAUUUCUGGUGGGGAAAUUUCAGGCAGAGCUGGGCGGUGGACCGCGUCGGUAAGUGGCAGGAGCUGGAGUACGCCAGCCCCGCAUACCCCGCCUUCGCCUGCGGCUCGGGGUACGUCGUCUCCAGGGACCUCGUUCAGUGGCUGGCCGACAACGGCGAUAAACUCAAGGCCUACCAGGGUGAGGAUGUCAGCAUGGGGAUAUGGAUGGCCGCCGUGGGACCCCAGAAAUAUCAGGACCCCGGCUGGCUGUGCGAGAAGGACUGCCAGCGGAAUAUGCUGUCCUCGCCCCAGCACUCUGCCCAGGAGCUGCGAUCCAUGUGGGCCUGCAGGACGGCGUGUGGCGACGCCUGCGGCUGCCCCAGGGCCCGGCGCUGAGCGGCAGGGGCACCGGCGCCGGUCCAUUCAUCACCCUGAUCCAGAGGCUUGUCUGGCGACCGGCCCCGUGACACCAAAACCCAGUGACAAAUCUGCAGAAUGACAGACUGGCUGGUUCUGUUCUUUAUUUU